CCAAAAGUAAAAUAUCUUAUGGUAGCCCUGUGUAAGCUGUCAAUCAGUAGGAGAAAAAGAAAUAUGGCAGCCUUCCUAAAUUCACGUGGAAAUGGCUGCAAAGUUUUGAUGCGAAUUUCGUCAUUUCGACGGAUUCAAUCGGCAAAGGACAUAAACAGAAAGAUUUUCGGUUUGAAUAUCGUAUCAAGAGCCUUCAGUACGUUGCGUACUCCACCAUUACAAAGUGGUAGAUGUUUUGGGAAGAAGCGCCUGGGAGAGAUAUCAUGGUCACAAUGGAGAGCUGCUUACGUGCCAGCGAUGGGCUCUCGAGGCUUCGCUCAGGAUGCCUCAAACAAUGGUAUAACAGAAGGGGUUUUACCCGUUGAGAAAGUUGAAUCAGCUGUCAAUGAAAUCCUCCAAGGCAGCACGCCUCUUGCAGAGAACCCUUUUGUUACCAACCCUACGGAAGCAGGUUCUACAAGUAUCGACAUUGUUCAAGGGGUUGCAGGUGCUGUGAAUGCUAUUGGUGAGCCUACGCUUGCAAGUAUGGGUCUGGGCGGAACUACCCCGAUCGGACUUGUACAGCAUGCGCUCGAGAUGCUUCACACUACAGUUGGGCUACCGUGGGUGUGGUCUAUCGUAGCAGCAACAAUAGCAUUUCGUACGUUAAUGUUUCCAUUGAUAGUGAAGUCUCAAGCUAAUGCAGCAAGAUUGAAUAAUGUGAAACCAGAGCUAGAGGAAGUUCAAGCUCAGUUGAGAGAUUUGAUGAACUCUAAUAAUGCUAUCGGGAAAGCAGCUGCCAGUGCAAGGCUACAACAGCUCUAUAAGGAUAAUGAUUGUCAUCCUAUCAAGAGUAUAAUAGCCCCACUAGUGCAAGUUCCAUUGUUUAUCUCAUUUUUUGUUGGCUUGCGGCGAAUGGCUAAUCUACCAGUUGAGUCAUUCAAAGAAGGAGGACUAUUUUGGUUCACAGACCUGACAGCAUAUGACCCCUAUUUCGUGCUCCCUAUUGUCUGCAGUCUCACUAUGCUGGCAUCUAUUGAGCUUGGUGGUGAGGCUGGUGUGAGUAAUCCUCAGAUGCAACACAUGAAAACAUUCUUCAGGGUCAUGUGUGUCGCGAUGAUCCCAUUAACAGCACAGUUUCCUGCGGCCAUCUUUACAUACUGGGUGACGUCAAACCUAUUUUCCCUCGGCCAAGUUUCCCUGCUGAAGGUGAAGGCCGUGAGGGAGUACUUUGGGAUCCCUGAGAUGAAAGUGCACAAGAACCUGCCUGCCCAAGGAGGAUUCUGGGAAAACAUGUCAGCAGGCUAUAAGAAUGCAAAAGAGGAAGCGUACGUGAAGCAUCAUGAGAAAAUGAAGCGGCAGAAGGAGAAGGCUCUCGGUACAGCCCCACUUGAGACCACAUACGAACACAACCCGCGUAUCAAGCACAAUCAAGAAGUGUUUGCCGCCGCCAAGAGAAAGAAAGGCAAAGACAGAAUAAACAGCCAGGCUGCACCCCCCAUGUAGAUGGCACGGUGACCCUUCCAUGUGAAUAGCGAACUCAAGCAACGGGACGGCAAAGGAGAACGUGACCAAAAAAUGCUUAGAGCUAUAUUCUAAACAACCAGCUAGGAUAAAAAAAAAGACUCGGUCUCGCCUUAGUUAACAAAGAUGGUUAUGUUUACAGAAUGUUUAGCGAACGUCUCCUCUCUCGCUAGACCGUGAAAAUUUAGAGGAAAAUUUCGGGAAUGUAUCAGACAAUCAUGCACUCUGCAUUGGGUGUUUUUAUGAAUUUUAUCCUGUGUUUUCUGCCUGUUUUCUGCCGACGCGUCCCUGUAUUGUCGCCGUUAGUAAGCACUGGCCUCUUUCAUGUUCCAUUAAAUGAGAAGAGAAAGAAUGUCGGUCAUUAAGCAUUCGCUGAUAGCUUUUUGGAUAUACACAAUGAACGCUGUAUAUAAAUGAAUCAACUACAGGGGCCGGUUCCUGAAAAGCCGAUUAGCGCUAAUCCAGUGUUAAAUAACCUACGGUUUAGUUGGCAACACAGGCCUCCCAAACUUUGUAGUAGUUUUAUAACUAAAGUUUUAUAAGAUUAAAUGAAGUUGCCGACAAGAAAGACGUGUCACAAAAACAAUGUAGGGAUCAAAUGUCCUAACAUUUAGCUUUGUUAUGCGACCUUCGUUGCGAUGCUGACUCGAAAAUUGUGCUGGGACAGACAGAAAGUUACAUGAAAUUUAUACUUGAAAUGAAUCUGUCUCGCUAGUGUCACGCACCAAACCGAUUCCUGCAAAUGACAUUUUUGGUAAAGAAAUGGAGGUAAUUACAGGCGAUGUAGAGGUGUUUGGGGGCGUCUCUGCGAAAACAAAACCACAAAAAAUAAAUUUGAGUUGCUUUCUAUUGA
Molecule: messenger RNA, 2356 nt
Organism: Nematostella vectensis (starlet sea anemone)
Lineage: Eukaryota; Metazoa; Cnidaria; Anthozoa; Actiniaria; Edwardsiidae
Product: mitochondrial inner membrane protein OXA1L
Exons: 7
Coding region: 19-1485 (488 amino acids)
Biological process (GO): mitochondrial respiratory chain complex IV assembly; protein insertion into mitochondrial inner membrane from matrix
Cellular component (GO): mitochondrial inner membrane
Molecular function (GO): membrane insertase activity
Source: RefSeq, a predicted model, not a curated record